GGAAUUAAAUCCACUUUGAAUUAUUUUCCAUUCUACACAGGAUUUAUAUAUAUGAUAUAUAUUUACAAAGGAAAAAAAUUUAAAAAUGCAUAAUCAUUGGGGAGGAACUUUGGAAAUCAACGGUGGAGAUUCAGCCAACGACGAAGAUAGAAACAGGAACGCUGAUUGGGAUAGGGCGUCGAUUUCGCGUCGAGAGUACGAAAACGAUAAUCUAAACGAGACUCAGAAAAGCUGGCUACUAGGACCGCCGGAUAAAAAGAAGAAAAAAUACGUUGAUCUCGGUUGCGUUGUUUGCAGCCGAUCCGCGUUGAAAUGGACAAUACUUUCCAUUUUAAUCGCUUUUAUCGUAAUCGGACUUCCGAUUAUCAUCGCUAAAUCGCUGCCUAAGCACAAGGAGGCCCCUACUCCGCCGGAUAAUUACACGAUUGCCCUCCAUAAAGCUCUUUUGUUCUUCAAUGCCCAAAAGUCUGGAAAACUACCGAAGAACAACGGGAUCCCAUGGCGAGGAGACUCCGGUUUACAAGACGGAUCGGAUCAAACGGAUCUCAAAGGAGGAUUAGUCGGUGGGUAUUACGAUGCCGGAGAUAACACCAAGUUCCAUUUUCCGAUGGCGUUUGCAAUGACGAUGUUGAGUUGGAGUGUGAUCGAAUACGAGCAUAAGUAUCGAGCGAUUGGAGAGUAUGAUCACGUUCGAGACCUUAUCAAAUGGGGCAACGAUUAUUUGCUUCUUACGUUCAAUUCCUCCGCUACGAAAAUUGACAGAAUUUAUUCCCAGGUUGGUGGAUCAAUAGUAAACUCGACGACCCCAGACGAUCAUUACUGCUGGACAAGACCCGAAGACAUGGACUACCCGCGCAAGGUCCAAAUAGCAAACUCCGCCCCGGAACUCGCCGCUGAGGUGGCGGCGUCCAUGGCCGCCGCCUCCAUCGUUUUCCGCGAAGACGACGAAUACUCCACCAAGCUCCGCCUUGGGGCCCAAACCGUCUUUCGAUUCGCCCGUGAAAGCGGGAGGAGAGUCUCGUACUCACGAGGAAACCCGUUCAUCGAUGCGUACUACAACUCAUCGGGAUACUUCGACGAGCACAUGUGGGGGGCGGCGUGGAUGUACUACGCCACCGGAAAUAAAACCUACUUGGAUUUAGCGACGAGAGACGGGCUGCCGAAGAAUUCAAAGGCGUUUAAAAUGAUACCGGAUUUGAGUGUUCUUAGCUGGGACAAUAAGCUGCCGGCGGCGAUGCUGGUGCUGACUAGGAUGAGGGUGUUCUUGAGCCCUGGUUACCCUUACGAGGAUAUGUUGAAGAGUUACCAUAAUGUCACUGGGUUAAAUAUGUGUUCUUAUCUUCAGAAGUACAAUGUUUUCAACUUCACUAAAGGAGGAUUGAUAGAACUGAAUCAUGGGGGGGCACAGGAUUUGCAGUACGUGGCGAAUGCAGCGUUUUUGGCGACUGUUUUCGCCGAUUACUUGAACGCCACCGGAACUCCGGGAUGGUAUUGUGGCAAUGAUUUUUUCAGAAUUAGCGUUCUCAAGGAUUUUGCCACUUCUCAGUUGAACUAUAUACUAGGAGCCAACCCUGAGAACAUGAGCUACGUGGUCGGGUACGGAACGAAAUUUCCGAGACAAGUCCACCACCGCGGCGCCUCCAUCCCUAAUGACAAAACAAAGUACUCCUGCCUUGGCGGCAGGCGGUGGCUCGACGCCAAAACGCCCAACCCGAACAACAUCACCGGAGCAAUGGUGGGCGGCCCGGACCGCUUCGAUAACUUCAAGGACGUCCGUGGUAACUACAGCUACACCGAGCCCACGCUGGCGGCAAACGCGGGCCUGGUGGCGGCGUUGGUUGCACUCACCACCAGCGGUGGCGUUGGAGUUGACAAGAACAUCAUGUUCUCGAGUGUGCCGCCCAUGUAUCCCCCCACUCCCCCGCCUCCCCCGCCGUGGAAGCCUUAAUUUUAUUAGCUUACAAUUCAUUCAUGGAAUAUCACUAUAUAUAUGCAGCUUGUUUGUAUUAUAACUCGUACUUGCACGGGGAUCAAUUUCAAGACGAGAAAGACAAUAAUAUUUAUUUGACAUCUUUUUGAAACAAA
This is a messenger RNA of Erythranthe guttata (spotted monkey flower), 2085 nucleotides long. RefSeq names its product Six-hairpin glycosidases superfamily protein (gene KOR2). Gene Ontology annotation, molecular function: hydrolase activity, hydrolyzing O-glycosyl compounds. Lineage: Eukaryota; Viridiplantae; Streptophyta; Magnoliopsida; Lamiales; Phrymaceae. The record is from RefSeq and is a predicted model, not a curated record. Gene Ontology annotation, biological process: carbohydrate metabolic process.